GCCCUUGAUGCCAUUGGCCCGGGAAGCAUCGCGCGCUGCCGCGACUUUUUCAAGCCGACAGAACCGCUAACGGUCGCUGUUCGGCUGGCGGAGCGAAGGGAAGAUGGAGGAGGACGAAGAAGAGCACGAUGUGUUCGGAGGGUCGGAAGAUGCCAUGGAGAUGGACGAGCUCAAGGACAGUGUACCUCUGGGCCGCAUGGGGUUACCUAUCCGGCCCAGAAUGUCAAGGGCGUCGGCUAGCGACACUGGGAGGCCGACCGGGCGAAAUCGCCGGUCCAGCGUGUUCGAGGAGAACGCGUUUCAUGAGAUCCUAAAGGAAAGGCUACAUGAUACCAUCCUUCAAGUUGUGCAUACAGACAAGAGUGAAAUGGAAGAAGAAGAUGAUGAUGUUUUUGAAGAACCUUUGACAUGGAAACCUAGUCUGGUGAAACAAAGAUUAGCUAAUACCUUUAAGAUGGUUCCAGAUAGGGAAUUUGACUUUGCUGCAGUUGCAAAAAGAAUGGAUGAGCUUUUGGAGGCUAAAUUCAGACAUAAGGAAAUCGAUACCAAACAAUUUAAGGCAUUGACCCUUUCCCUUUCUGAUGACAUAAGAUCUAUAGCAAAAGAGUUGACACCUGAACGAUUUAAACUAAUUGCCAGAGUUUUCAUGGGAGAAUUAAAAAAUCAAGGCUUAACAAUUGCCAGCAGAUUUCUAUGGGAUCCAGAACACGAUAGUUGGUGUGAAAGUCGAUUUCAAACCAACUCAUUUUUUGUAGUAACGACUGUAUAUGCUCUAUAUUUUGAAUAGCAUUAAUAUAAUCUAAUGUUUACCAAUUAGUUCAAAUAUUUAAGCGUUUUAAAAAGUGAAUUACAUUUUGUUGAAGAAAUGAAACCUAGCAUUAACGAAAUGUGAAACAUGGAGUAUAAAGUUAAUUGUUUUAACUAAAUCCCAAAUUUUGUCUGCAUUUCUGUUUUAAUCAAUAAGCUUUUAGAACAGAAAUUAGUUAUUCAGCCCACCAUGUCCAUGCUGACCAAGUUGGCAUAUUGGGUAAGUCCCACUUGCUGACAUUUGGCCCAUUACCCUCUAAACCUUUCCUAUCAAUAUAUUUGUCCAAAUGUUUUGAUUUUAGUCAUUUCUUUGGAGUAAAUACAAGAGUAGAUAAUUUGUAACUAUCGGUAAUUAUGAAUAAUAUCAUAAAUUACAUAUUAAUCUGGAAUAAAUGGGUUUUUUUCUAAUCUGACACAAAUAGAAAGCAUCACAGACUAUAAUUAACUGAAUGUUAUUAAAAUAUUGUUCAUUUUAAUCUUUAGAAAAUAUUUUAUAACUUAAAUCCAAGCAAUUUUACUCUGAAAUACAUUUCAAAAACUGCUGGACACAAGAAAACAGGAGCAGGAGUAGGCCACCAGCUUCCUCAACCCUGCCCUCCCAUUGCAUUGGAUUAUAGCUGAUCUGUACUAUCCUAUUUU
Amblyraja radiata (thorny skate) is the source of this 1446-nucleotide messenger RNA. RefSeq names its product dynein light chain Tctex-type 2 (gene dynlt2). Bases 104 to 787 code for a protein of 227 amino acids. The transcript has 4 exons. Lineage: Eukaryota; Metazoa; Chordata; Chondrichthyes; Rajiformes; Rajidae. Gene Ontology annotation, cellular component: cytoplasm; cytoplasmic dynein complex. Gene Ontology annotation, biological process: microtubule-based movement. The record is from RefSeq and is a predicted model, not a curated record. Gene Ontology annotation, molecular function: dynein intermediate chain binding.